This is a messenger RNA of Exophiala aquamarina CBS 119918, 1002 nucleotides long. RefSeq names its product NADPH2:quinone reductase. NCBI's taxonomy places the organism in Eukaryota, Fungi, Ascomycota, Eurotiomycetes, Chaetothyriales, Herpotrichiellaceae. Gene Ontology annotation, cellular component: cytoplasm. The record is from RefSeq and is a predicted model, not a curated record. The transcript has 2 exons. Gene Ontology annotation, molecular function: quinone reductase (NADPH) activity. The coding region runs from base 1 to 1002 and encodes 333 amino acids. Gene Ontology annotation, biological process: cellular response to oxidative stress.
AUGGCGAUUCCGACGGUCCAGGCUGCGGUAGUUGCCUCAGAGACAGGAGGACCUGAAGUCAUGCAAUACAGGACCGAUGUACCAGUUCCCGAACCAAAAUUUGGUGAGGUCUUAAUCAAAAAUACUGUGUCGAGCAUCAAUUACGUUGAUACAUACUUCCGAACGGGCUUCUAUCCCUCCACAAAGCCUGAAAUUCUUGGUCGAGAAGGCGCUGGGGUGGUCGUGGCGUUAGGCCCGGAUACCGAACAAUAUGACAUCCACAUCGGCGACCGUGUGCUCUGGCUAGGAACAUCAGGAUACGCGCAGUACACGGUGACACCGGCACUGAAAACAUUGAAGCUACCCGAUGCUGUUUCGGACGAAAUUGCUGCUUCUUGCGGUCUUGCGGGCCUGACAGCACUCACUCUAGUCGAAGAGUCAUAUAAAGUUGAAGCGAACGAUUGGGUGAUGCUGCAUGCAGGUGCUGGUGGUGUGGGCAUUCUUUUGACGCAGGUACUCAAGGACACUGGGGCAGGGGUUAUAGCAACGGCGGGUGGACCAGAGAAAGUAGCGCUUGUCAAAGCACUGGGAGCAGACCAUGUCAUUGACUAUCGCAGCGAGGAAGGUAAGGACUGGCCUAAGCUGGUCAGAGAAAUAACGGGUGGUAGGGGAGUAGACGUGGUAUAUGACUCGGUGGCAAAGGAUACCUGGGAAGGAAGUUUGGACGUGGUUAAGCGGAAGGGCACAGUUGUUUGGUAUGGCAAUGCCAGUGGCCCCGUCCCCCCCUUGACAUUGCAUCGACUCGCACUCAAAUGCAUCAAGAUCGUGAGGCCAACCUUGCUUGGCUACCUAGAGACGCGAGAGGAAUUUGACUACUACGGAAGUCGGCUUCUUAGCUACCUGGCCUCAGGAAAGCUGAAACCAAGGAUUCACAAGAUCUACCCGCUUUCAGAGGUGCAGCAGGCCCAUAUCGUGAGUCCUUCUUUCGAUUCAAACGUUGAAACAUCUGGAUUCAAAUACUGA